UUUGUUUUGUUGUAUGUUUUUGAUUAGAAACUGCUUUCGUAAAUUAUCAAUGAAAUGCAGUUAAAAUAAUGAAUAUGUUCAUAAAAAAUAUUUUAUAAUUACAUAAAGUGUGUGUCUAUCCAUUAAGCAGCCAUGAAAUUCCUGUUUUUUGUGCCAAAUUAAUAUAACAUUCAUCAACUUUCUAUUUUGUGAAUGCUCGUGAAAAAUUCCUCUAACAUGGAAAACAAACACACUGUUGUUGAUAAAUUGCUGUGCAUGGCGUGUCUGUGUGUGGGUAGGACCCUGCAGAAAGUUACGGACGAGAGAAUGAAGCGGUUUUACUUGGACACCUUAAAUGAAAUCCCUCUAUGUGAUGUGCCCCAAGUAUGUCCAAACAUUUGUUGGGAGUGUGAUGCUCUGCUGCGGAAAGUGGUUUCUUUCAAGGAACAAGUGAUGGACUCUUACAGGAUUCUUCAAACUUAUACUAAUGAGAACCUCUACGAAUGCCUGCUGACAGACAUAAGCCGUCCACCGCGGCUGCUAGUUAGAGUCAACAGCCCUGUCAACGUUGCCCCGGACUCAGAAGUGAAGCCAAACAUACAGAAGGACUUGCAUCUGACUGUGUAUGUUAAAGAUGAAGUGAAGAUUGAUUGGGAUGAUGAUAGAGAUGACCUAGACAUAACACCAGCUGAACUAGAGGACCCAGUGGUGGAUGACCUAGAGGAUAUUAAGAUAGUGAAGACUGAGACUGAGAAGAAACGGAAAAAGAAAGUGAAAAAAACUGGUUUAAAGAAUAAAGCUAAGAGACAUAAACAAAAAUCCGACGGCAAAAUAAUAACCAUAGAGCUAUCCUACGAAGAAAUGUUAGCGGAGCGAGAGAAAGAGGCGACCAGAGACAACUACCUGAAGGCCCAGUACAAAUGUACUACAUGUAUUAUAGGAUAUAACUAUAUCAAGUCAUAUGAGGCACAUAUGACAAAUAAACAUUCUUCUUGUUUGGGCGAAUACAGCUGUCCAAUAUGUAAAACUGUCAUUUCAUCAGUGGACUCAUUCACCGCUCACUACAAAAGGCACAUGAGAAGGUACGAGUGCAGUAUAUGCCAUAAACGCACCCUGGACAUGAAAGUGAUGCAACAACAUUAUUAUUCCACUCAUGAAAUAUCACUUAAACAAUACAAGUGCAAUCUCUGCGGGAAAAUAUCCAAUUCCAUAGAUUCCCAUCGGUACCACAAGGACACGCACAAGGCGCGGGUGCAGUGUCCUGAAUGCGACAAGAACUUCAGCCACAGAGCCGGCCUCAUGAACCAUCGGCUUGCAGUUCACGAGCUACAGAACGCGUUCCCAUGCACCGUGUGUGAGAAAGUGUUCAGAUGGAAAGCCAGCUUGAAGCGACAUAUGGAGAAACAUCACGUUAAGGACAAGAUGGCGUCAGCGGCGUACUGCGCCGCGUGCGGGAUCAGCUUCUCAUCCAUGUGCUCGUACCAGCGCCACAUGAAGAACAGCCUCAAACAUGUCACUCAGGAACAGCUCAGAUUUAUCUGUGACCACUGCAACAAGCGUUUUGCGGACAAGACGAAGCUUCGGGACCAUAUAGAAGAGAAACAUUUACAUAGAACCUUCCAAUGUCACAUAUGCCAUAAGCCUUCAAAAAAUCGCGUUGGUUUAGAUCAACACAUACGGAACGUGCAUCGCGGACGACCCAACAACAAAAUGUGUCACCACUGCGGGAAAGGAUUCCCGACCAAGGUGCAGUUAGAGUCACACAUAAGAACACAUACCGGGGAACGACCGUUCAUAUGCGAAUUCUGUCCAACAACCUUCUCGCAGCAAUCAAACCUGUACAAGCACAACCGACAGGUACAUCUCAACAUCAAAUCCAAACGAUACCCACUCUGCAAGAAACCCAAACAGGAAGAAUUGCACAAACCCCAAACCGUGGAGGAGUUCCGCCCCGUCGCGUUGCUGCAUUUCGAGCCCGAGCGAGGGUUCCUAUGAUCUGUCAAUUUAUAGAUUAUUUAUUGAUUCAGUGGGCUUAACUAUAGAGAAGCAUAGAGUGGUCUCUCCAUACAUCAGUUUAGUUACCAAAACGCUUAUUGAAGUAAAACUUCUUUAGGCGCGACUAGAGGGUAACUAAAUUUUUUUUUCUGACGGAAGUAACGCUCAAUAGUGACACACACACGUCAAAGUGCCAACAUAGCGAUAAACGUUAUCGUCAAAGAAGUUUAACUUCAAUCGCGCGUAAAUUACACGCUUUAAAUUUCGUAGUCGAAUUAGCGUCAAGUAGCUGAAUUAUCAGUACUGCUACUCGACACUAGAUGUCGCGACGAACAGAAAGUCUAAUGCUCAACAAUUUUCAGCUAAUAUUAUAACCGGAUUAACUGGAACUCUAUUUGCAACUCCUUCUGCUUAUAAUAUUAGUUAUAAAUUGUUGAGCAAUACACUUUUCGUCAGUCGCGACACAUGUGACAUCUAGUGUCGAGUAGCAGUACUGAUAGUUCCGCUACUUGACGCUAGAUGUAGACUACGAAAAUAAUAGUCUUUUUGGUAACAAAACCGAUGUAUGGAGUGAACACUCUAUGUCUUCUUAAUUCUCUUUGAUAAAUCAUAAAACCAAGUAUUAUUGAAAUUUCGUUUUUAUAUCAACUUUAUCAGGUAAUAAAAACCGUUGCGUGGCGAUAUUGACCAAUGUGUUCGGUUUUAAGUAUAAGUGCGUGCGCUGCAUUUCUUGGUAAAUAUAUUUUGUACAUAACUCGUUUAGUAUACAGGGUGGCUAAAAAAUAAGUGCAUUCCCGUUGCCAGGGAGGUUUUGGGAUUAUACUGAGCAAGUUUUACUAUGGAACCAACCCCGAAGUCGUGAAAAAAAAUUUGGCUGUUUCAUACAUUUUGGCUGGUCCAUUUUCUAUGGGAGGGUAAUUUUUUUUAUCGCGAUUUCGUGGUUGGUCCCAUAGUAAAAGUUGCUCAGUAUAAUCUCAAAACCUCCCUGGCAACGGGAAUGCACUUAUUUUUUAGCUAUCCUGUAUAGGUGCAUCAGAAGUGAUUGUUUUUAUGCUUAUGUAUGACGUUAUCACAAAGACUGCUAAGAUUAAGUUUUGUAUGUAGUCUUAAUUUAUUAGAUAAAUGUGACGUUUUCAACCAAAAGGUACCACAUUGUCGGUCGAUAAGGUUGAUUUUAAAUUGAAGCUAUAUGGAAAUAGCGCCUUAUUUACAACCGACAAUAAGUACCCUUUUGGUUGAAAAUGGCACAAAUAUUGUACAAAAAUAACCUGU
Molecule: messenger RNA, 3246 nt
Organism: Cydia strobilella
Lineage: Eukaryota; Metazoa; Arthropoda; Insecta; Lepidoptera; Tortricidae
Product: zinc finger protein 37 homolog
Exons: 14
Coding region: 193-1974 (593 amino acids)
Source: RefSeq, a predicted model, not a curated record